UGCGCCGAUAAACAGGAGGCUUUGCGUAACUCCGGCGGCGACGGCGCGGGCCAGAUCUCGCUGGAGUUCUACCAGAAGAAGAAGUCGCGCUGGCCCUUCUCGGACGAGUGCAUCCCCUGGGAGGUGUGGAGCGUCAAGGUCAACGUGGUCAGCCUGGCCAGCGAGCAGGAGCGGCAGAUCUGCCGCGAGAAGGUGGGGGAGAAGCUGGGCGAGAAGGUCGUCAACAUCGUGGAGGUGAUCAACCGGCACGAGUACCUGCCCAAGAUGCCCACGCAGUCCGAGGUGGACAACGUGUUCGACACCAGCCUGAGGGACGUGCAGCCCUACCUGUACAAGAUCACCUACCAGAUCACCGACACGCUGGGGGCGUCGGUCAGCACCACCAUGAGGCGGCUCAUUAAGGACACGCUGGCGCUGUGACCGGCGCUGGGGCGCGGGGGGAGGCGGCAGCUCGCGGAAGAUAACCCCCCCCCUGUUUACACACUCCUGCUCCGAAAACUGGCAAAGAGUGACGCCAACACAAGCUGUCUCCCUGAAUGCCAUGCCUGUUCUUUUUCCCAUUGGACUGGACGCUUUGUUUGGUGGUGGCGCAAAUCUCCUUUUCCUGCUGCAGUGUCUUAAGCAACCUGCCGGUCAAGAUCGAACCUUGUGCGUGCGUGCGUGCGUGCGUGCGUGCGUGCGUGCGUGCGUGCGUGUGUGUGUGUGUGUGAGGUGAUAACACCUGUUUCUGCAGGUCGGCCGUGAUGUUUGUGUGUAGUAGAGGAAAAAUAAAAUAUCGGCCCAUCUCCAGGGAAGCGGGAUCUUCAGAAUCCCAGUUGGAUGGGGAAAAAAGAACUGCGGUUUGAUGACCAGCAAUUGUAUGACCUAUAUAGAGUGUAGCAGAGGUGCUGUAAUCGACCUCGGGCGUUUCCUAGAUGUUAGGUGUUGUGUUAUAUUUAAGGUUUAUUACAUUUGAUUAUAUAAACAACGGUGGACUCCAUGUUUAGCACAGUAAUUAGCUCAGAAUGUUUCCGGUUGGACUUGCUACAGGUUUCGGUUUCAGUCUGAAGUCAGCAGAGAUUUAUAAGGUCGUGGUUAUGUGAAUGUUAUCAGGUAGUCCCUUAAACUUUGAGACCUAUCUGUUGUUGGGCUUGUGGUUUUUAUCACCAGACCUUUAAUGGUCCUGUAAUGGAACAAUAAAAUUCCUGUAACAGUAA
Lepisosteus oculatus (spotted gar) is the source of this 1196-nucleotide messenger RNA. The record is from RefSeq and is a predicted model, not a curated record. Lineage: Eukaryota; Metazoa; Chordata; Actinopteri; Semionotiformes; Lepisosteidae.